AAAAAAAAAAAAAUCACAUUCAUUAUUUUUCUUUUCUCUCUUCAAUUAAAUUAUUUAAAAAAAAAAUAAAAAAUGGGCUGCUGUAUUUCUCAUUGCAAAGUAAGCACGAUCGAAGUGGUGUUGGAUGAAAAUGGCGUUGCUCGCCGUGUACCUGCAGGACAAGGUACACAUUUGAUUCGAACCAUGCCUGACAAGGAAACCAGAAUGGAAAGAAAGGAACCCACAAGGCCCUCGGAGAUGUCCAAUCUAUCUCGUCCUCAAGCUGCUUAUUACCCGGCAAACAUGAUGUCCUCUCCUUUUCCACCCUCCAAAAAAGUGCAUCCGCAUAUCGUCGUUAGCGAGGAAAAGGUCUAAAAAGAACUAGCUUUUGCCAACACAAUUUUUAUAUAUAUAUCCCCUUUUUCAGUUGUGUAAAUAAGCGUUCCUUUCUUGAUCUACUAUCUUUUCCCCCACAAACAUAUACAUAUACCAACAACUGUCAGUCUCUUCUUUUUUCCAUCCCCGCUAAUAUCUAAUUCGUUUCUUUCCACAAAACUAUCACUAAAGGAGGGCCACUUUCUUAUAAAAAAAAAGUGCCCUUUUUGUUCCAAAAUCACUCAUCUAAAUAAAGAUCGUUUUAUCAAAAUAACAAUAACAUUAUUAUAGAAAUCCAUUUCUUAAAAAAGGCAGUUAGUGGGGCUGAAGUGAUUUUUUUAACAAGAAUGGCUCAAGUGACACG
Mucor mucedo is the source of this 718-nucleotide messenger RNA. RefSeq lists its product as uncharacterized. The transcript is spliced from 2 exons. The coding region runs from base 73 to 354 and encodes 93 amino acids. The record is from RefSeq and is a predicted model, not a curated record. Lineage: Eukaryota; Fungi; Mucoromycota; Mucoromycetes; Mucorales; Mucoraceae.